Messenger RNA from Oppiella nova, 293 nucleotides. The record is from the annotation of a GenBank genome assembly. Lineage: Eukaryota; Metazoa; Arthropoda; Arachnida; Sarcoptiformes; Oppiidae.
AAUAUAAUUAUUUCUAAUAAUUCUCAAAAGAUAUGAAAGUUAUUGUGAUUUUGUGUGUAAUCCUGAUGUUGUGGUCGGUUAGCGACAGCGCUGGUAUCAAAUCGGAUGACACGGCUAAUGUGGUCCCGGAUGGGGAUAUGGGUGUCAACGAGGUUCAGGAGGACCAGGCUUGUGGUAAUGGUGGCAACGGUAAUGGUGGUGGCGGUACCGGUACAGGUGGGGGCGACGGCACCGCCAAUUCCCCGGGACGUCGUGGUGGUCGAGGCCGAUAGGUUGGCAUUUGGGUCAUGGAC